This is a messenger RNA of Scomber japonicus (chub mackerel), 2819 nucleotides long. It is a transcript of the gene nuak2, whose product is annotated as NUAK family, SNF1-like kinase, 2. Gene Ontology annotation, molecular function: ATP binding; tau-protein kinase activity; protein serine/threonine kinase activity. The transcript has 6 exons. The record is from RefSeq and is a predicted model, not a curated record. Gene Ontology annotation, biological process: intracellular signal transduction; microtubule cytoskeleton organization; protein phosphorylation. Gene Ontology annotation, cellular component: cytoplasm. Lineage: Eukaryota; Metazoa; Chordata; Actinopteri; Scombriformes; Scombridae. Bases 253 to 2124 code for a protein of 623 amino acids.
GCUAGUAGGUGUCAGCACUGCGAGGAAGAGACACACACCGCGCUGAAGUUACAUGUUUCGGUUUCUGUCAUCAGCGUUUCUUUUUAGUUAUCUGCCUCUCGGUGAUAGACGAAUGAGCUCAUCUACACCUUUAUCAGAUUUCCUCCUGAGUAACACAAAAGUGAGAAGCUCCAGUCGGAGGAAUGCAGUUUAGCAACGACACCUGCGUCCGAAACUGAGCCGAAAAAACAAAGACACUAGCUUUUUGUCAGGAUGGACAGCGUAAAUGUUGCACGUCUUUCAUCAAACUUUAGGCCGGCUGUCGGAGGAGUUUCACCCUAUGAAACUGUUGGGAAAGCUCCGCUCCAGGCGCCCGUGAAGAAACAAGCCGUGAAGAGACACCACCAUAAACACAACCUGAAGCACAGGUACGAGUUUCUGGAGACUCUCGGCAAAGGCACAUAUGGCAAAGUGAAGAAAGCCAAGGAAAGAUCCGGUAGACUGGUCGCCAUAAAGUCCAUCAGAAAAGAGAAGAUCAAGGAUGAGCAAGACCUGGUUCACAUUCGCAGAGAGAUUGAGAUCAUGUCCUCUCUCUGUCACCCACACAUCAUCACCAUAUAUGAAGUAUUUGAAAACAAGGACAAAAUCGUGAUUGUGAUGGAGUAUGCCAGCCGCGGGGACCUGUACGACUACAUCUGUGACAAGAGGAACAUCUCUGAACGGGAAGCCAGGCACUUCUUCAGGCAAAUUGUAUCAGCUGUGCACUACUGCCAUCAGAAUGGAAUAGUACACCGGGACCUGAAACUGGAGAAUAUUUUACUAGAUGGCAAUGGCAAUGUGAAGAUUGCAGACUUUGGCCUGUCGAACCUUUACCACGGUGACGAGUAUCUUCAAACGUUUUGUGGCAGCCCUCUGUAUGCUUCCCCAGAGAUUGUAAAUGGACGGCCAUACCGAGGACCAGAGGUGGACACGUGGUCCCUUGGGGUGCUGCUGUAUACUAUGGUUCAUGGCACCAUGCCUUUUGACGGAAACAACCACAAACAUCUGGUCCAGCAGAUUAGCACUGGAAACUACCGGAAACCCAACAACCCCUCUGAUGCAUGUGGGCUUAUUCGUUGGAUGCUGAUGGUAAAUCCUGAGCGCAGAGCUACAAUAGAAGAGAUUGCGGGACACUGGUGGCUUAACUGGGGCUACCAGCAACCGUUACUGGCUGAGACAAAGAGCAGUCCAGUAGAGCAGACCUCCUCACCAGCCUCUCCAACAACAACUCACCCUGCAGGGCUGGCCAGCGUUGCUAGUUGGCUGCGCCGUACAUCGAGACCUUUACUGGAGAACGGCUCCAAGAUGCGCUGCCUGCUCCGCUCACAGGGCGGUGGUGGGGAAGUGGUGCGGCAGCGUUCUCUGCGAAGGUCGCGUAAGGAGAACAAUGUCUCCCAGACCAUUCAUGAAGGAAACACAGACACUCGACCUUCCAAAGGUAUUCUAAAGAGACGCAACAGCGUGAAGCAGAAGGUAAUAAGUGAAACCCCAGCUGGAAGUUCAGUGGAACCACAGAAGAUCUUGGGUUUGACAACACCAGCCAACGCCACCUCAGCUGCGUUGGUGCCUCGGAAAGGUAUCCUAAAGAAGCCCACGGAGCAAGAGUCGGGGUACUACUCCUCCUCUCCUGAAAACAGUGACUCUGGCUGGGUCCCACAAACUAAAGAGUGCCCUUCAGCACCAACCUACAGGAAAGGCAUCCUGAAGCGCAAUGGGAAGUUCUCCUCAGGUGGGUUACAGGAGUUUGGCUCUCUUGACCAGCUGGCAGCUUCUUUGCCCCGCAGUAACACCAGGUCGAGACCAAGUGGGGCCAUCAGCGAGGACAGCAUUCUGUCUUCAGAGUCCUUUGACCAGCUGGAUCUACCAGAUCGUGUAGGACCUCCUACACAAAUGGAUAAACCAGCCAAGGCUAGCAUGAGAGGAUGCGUGUCUGCUGACAACCUGCUGGACAUCCAAGAAGACGGGAUCCUUAGAGAUGGGUUGCUGAGACCCUGGAACUGCUACGAGUCUGGAGUGGCUGACAGUGCCUUUUCUAUCACAGACUGCGAUAAUGUAACAGAGGCCUACAAACAGGCCCUGAUUAUACGAGGCUCUGCCGCAAGCUGAAGACCAGCGAUUAGUUAAGGACACUGCAUAAUGAACAGUUUUUUCAAUGAGAAACUUAAAAUGAUUGUAGAAUUUUGACAUGACAGCCAAAGUGCAUUAUGAAAAACUAACAGCACAACUCCAGGAGCUGCACCAAAUUGUACCAAAAAGGGAGGAGAUAUUUUGUUAAACCUACUCUUGUUAUAUAAUACCUAGCAUGCAAUUUGAAUUUAAGUUAAACAGGUUAUGAAUCACCAGAGGGCUUUGUAUUACAUAAAAAUUAAAACAGCAGCUGUACUUGGAAACUUUCCAUUUCUCAGGAGAAGAAAGCUGCUGUCAGUCAAUCAGGAGCUCCAGUUUACAACAUGAGAGCUGACUAUCUAAAGUGUAGCUGAUAUAAAAACCAAAACACUGGUCUGAAAUGUCAAAAAUUAAGUUUGUAGAACAUAUUGCUUCAGUGAUGAUAAGUUGGGAAACAGACAUCUGUUCAUUUUAUAACUGCAAAAUAUUUCUUUUUAUCCAGUUAGUGUCAUUUAUUCUCACCAGAGCAGUUUGAAAAGUGUUUUUGACUUAAUUGCUGUUUUGGGUUCGAGCUUUGUGUUGGUUGAUCAUCUUUCAACAUUAUGUUUAUCUUAUUACAUCAGUAACAUACAGGUUCAAUUUCAGCAUUGGUUCUCUUUUUUCCAAGUACUACAGCUUUUACUGCAUAUUAGGAU